Molecule: messenger RNA, 489 nt
Organism: Morchella sextelata
Lineage: Eukaryota; Fungi; Ascomycota; Pezizomycetes; Pezizales; Morchellaceae
Exons: 1
Coding region: 1-489 (162 amino acids)
Source: RefSeq, a predicted model, not a curated record
AUGCUCAACGCAAAGUCCCUCGCUCUCUGGGCAGCAGUCUUCCUCACCGCUGCCAACGCAGUGCCCUGUAAGCCAUGCAACAACGGCCCCAGGCCCCAGCUUGACGGCCUCACAGGCGCUCUCCCGUUCUCUCCGCCAGUCCCACUCCCUGGGGCCGGGUCACUUGCUGGCACGGCCUCUGGCAUGGCUUCCGGCAUGACCGGCGGGUCUAUUGGUGACACCUCCUCGAUCCCAGUCGUCGGUGGAGCGGGAGGACCUAUCGACGCCGCUGGAUCCCUCGCCGGAGCCGGAUCCCCAGGCCAAAUCGUCGGUGGUGCGACCGGAUCACGCGGUCCUUUAGAGCUAUUGGAGGACCAUGUCGAGGAUCUGGCCAAGGUUGCUGAUGGAGAAAAAGACCCGCUGACGACACUGGAGGAGCAUGCCGCCGAUGGUGCUGGACUCAUUCAAACCGAGCUCGGUGGGGGAACGGCGGCUGCUGGCGCCCAGUAG